AUGUUUGAUCACCAGGACCACAGGUACAAGGACACUGGGCCUGAUCACCAGGACCACAGGUACAAGGACACUGGGCCUGAUCACCAGGACCACAGGUACAAGGACACUGGGCCUGAUCACCAGGACCACAGGUACAAGGACACUGGGCCUGAUCACCAGGACCACAGGUACAAGGACACUGGGCCUGAUCACCAGGACCACAGGUACAAGGACACUGGGCCUGAUCACCAGGACCACAGGUACAAGGACACUGGGCCUGAUCACCAGGACCACAGGUACAAGGACACUGGGCCUGAUCACCAGGACCACAGGUACAAGGACACUGGGCCUGAUCACCAGGACCACAGGUACAAGGACACUGGGCCUGAUCACCAGGACCACAGGUACAAGGACACUGGGCCUGAUCACCAGGACCACAGGUACAAGGACACUGGGCCUGAUCACCAGGACCACAGGUACAAGGACACUGGGCCUAUCAGAUACAAGCAACUCACUAAAGAGACUUUAAAUGCCGCCGCCACCUUCUACCAAUGA
Messenger RNA from Procambarus clarkii (red swamp crayfish), 534 nucleotides. RefSeq names its product sarcoplasmic reticulum histidine-rich calcium-binding protein-like. Lineage: Eukaryota; Metazoa; Arthropoda; Malacostraca; Decapoda; Cambaridae. The record is from RefSeq and is a predicted model, not a curated record.